AUGGCUGAAGAUAUCGAAGUUACUCAUGCAGAUCAGCAAAGGAUUAAUAGCUUUGCUACUUGGAAUUUAAAAUUCAAAGGUUUCUUAUCAGAAUAUGAGAAAUUCAAGAAGGAACUAGCUAACAUCAAUGAUGCAGAAGACGAGUUGAUUGUCUUAGAUGAAAAUACUCAUCCAUAUGCUAUCGGCGAUACAUUUUUCCAUUUGUCUAGUGAUGAGAUUGGAGAAGAACUUAAAGCAACUAAAGAAAAAGUCAAAGUACGGAUGUUAGACCUGGAAGAACGGAUUAGUGAAUGUAAAGUGCACAUGGACAGUUUAAGAAAAGAACUGUAUGGUAAAUUUGGAAAUCACAUAAACCUUGAAGAAGAAGACCAGUAA
Messenger RNA from Trichobilharzia szidati, 375 nucleotides. Lineage: Eukaryota; Metazoa; Platyhelminthes; Trematoda; Strigeidida; Schistosomatidae. The record is from the annotation of a GenBank genome assembly.